Poeciliopsis prolifica (blackstripe livebearer) is the source of this 1872-nucleotide messenger RNA. RefSeq names its product actin-binding Rho-activating protein-like. Gene Ontology annotation, molecular function: actin binding. The transcript has 2 exons. NCBI's taxonomy places the organism in Eukaryota, Metazoa, Chordata, Actinopteri, Cyprinodontiformes, Poeciliidae. Gene Ontology annotation, biological process: positive regulation of Rho protein signal transduction. Bases 257 to 769 code for a protein of 170 amino acids. The record is from RefSeq and is a predicted model, not a curated record.
UUCACGGCGGUCUGUGAUUGGCUGCCCGGAAGUGCCCUCGUCCCCACUGGCCGGGACAGGCGUCCAUCAGAUGGGCUUUUGCGUGUGGAUCUAUGGAUCCGCUGUGCUGCGGCUGUCAGCAAAACUGCAACCCAAUAAAGCACGUCGGGUGGAGAACCGGGCAGUACCGGAGUCUGGCUGCGUGUCGAGAGGUUUCUGCCGGCCAGGAAUUGCAAAGUCUCUUUCUCCUUGUAUUCAGAAAUGAAGGGAGUGAAUAAUGGGGACCAACAGCCAGAGGAGCGACUUUAAACCCGAGGUCGACCUCAACCGCAACGCUCCCCCUCGGAGUGACGAUGACAGAGCCAUGUCCAGCGUUUCCGUCAAAGGCCUCAAGGAAAACUGGCAGAAGUGGUCCAGUGAGCACCAGGAGAGCCAGAAGCUCAACCCCUUCAGCCAUGACACCAGGCAGACUGUGGUGGUCCUUCAGAGGGGACAGGAUGAUUACGGGAGACCCCAGCAGGGGUCCCUGACUGAGAAACGCGGGAAGGAGGCUCACACACACAUCGGCAGGGAGGUCCAGAAGCUGUGCGAAGUGAUAAGGGACAUCGGGGAGCACGGCGGGAAAGGGAUCACGGUUGAAUUCGGGAAGCUUUUUGAGCAUUACGUGGCCAUCUCCAAUACACUGGUGGGAAUUCUUUUACGGGCCAGAAAACAGGGACUGGUGAACUUUGAGGGGGAGAUGCUGUGGCAAGGAAAGGACGAUCAUGUCGCUAUCACUUUGUUGGAAUAAGCACUUUUUGGGAUUUGUGUUGAUGUCUUGAUUCGUGUUGAGAAAAGUGACUUCAAAGAAAAGAAAAGAAAAUCCCCUACCACCCUUGAUUUGUAAUAAAAAGUUGUUUUAGAUCAGCACAAAGUGAAGACACAAGCAGGUAGAAUUAUCAUCAACAUUUCCACCAUAAUUUCAAGAGAACAGGACAGUGAAGGUCAGAUACUUCCCAAAAUGAAGAUUUCCCCAAACAUGCUCAAAACACUUUUAUUAAAGGUUAUCGGCUCGCUGUAAUGAAGGUUAAUAGUUUAUGCAUUUAUGAGGAAAAGAAAAUUGUGCAGAAAUAAUUUCACACAUUUCUUUCCUGAAUAAAUUCAGAACCAAUAACAAUUACAUUUUUUUUUUUCAUGAAGGAUUACAAGUCUCAACAGCAGUUUGGUCUAGUUGGGUCUGGACUUUGACUAGGCUGUUGAAACAUCUUGAUGUUUUUUUUUUUCUCUCCGAGCCAUCCAGUUGCAGAUUUACUGCAUAGUCCUGAAAAAUACUCAGUUUGAGGCUAACUUCAUCUGUUCUAAUCUAAUCUUACAAUUCACUCUAUAUUGCUACAAUGUAUUUGUGAAUUCAUGGCCAAUUCAGUGUGAGGGUGCACUGGCCUCCAGAAAAGCCCAACUCAUCACCCGUCUGCCACAAAUGCUUAGUAUGAGAUUUCCUCUCUAAAAGAACUGAGGAUGCUCCUCGUCCCCACUACUGUACUUUACUGUCCUACGUCUGGCGAUUAAAACAACUUUGUUAUUAAAUAAUCCACUCAAGACAUUGCUUGCUGCUGUACGCCUAUAAAUGCAUGACAAGAACCAUACAAACCCGGCCACAUUGAAGUCCACAGCUUUAUGAUGCACUGAAUCUAUAAUCAGAGGUAGAUGGUCCUGAGCCAAAGGAGAAGACAAACCCACGGCUGACAGACAACCCGGUGCUAUAGGAUGAACCUGAUCCGACCAGGACCAGAACCUAUGUGUUUAUUACAGAGGUGCUUUGUAGUUGCACUGUCAUGAUGAUUGGUUUUGGGUUUUUUUGUACCUUAACAGCAUUAAGAUGUACAGUGAAAUAAAAGCAAUGCUUUUAAAAUGUGA